Enterospora canceri is the source of this 333-nucleotide messenger RNA. The record is from the annotation of a GenBank genome assembly. NCBI's taxonomy places the organism in Eukaryota, Fungi, Microsporidia, Enterocytozoonidae.
AUGUUUAUGGUAACACAUUUACUGAUCCACAAUGUUGGAAUGGUGUUGGGUAAUACACUACAAGAAGAAUUCGACGCAAAUGUUGAUGCGACUGCGUUUACUGAUCUCAAGAUGGAUCACACGAACUGGCUUGUAUUUGAGGGGGUGAAAUUCAAUGAUGAUGAGAUGACUACAAUGAAUGUCUACUGGGCUAAUGAAGUGGACAAAGAGAAAGUACACUAUACUCUCAAGAAUCAUAGUUUGGCUAAACUUAAGCUAAAAGGUGCUGUUGAACAAAUAUCACACAACAAUAACGAAAUUGGUGAUGCUGAUGAUAUUAGAAUAUUCUUAAAG